AAAGACUCGCGCCGCAUCCGGGUCCCCGCGCUGUACGUAAAGCUGCUCGCCGACUCAAAGAUAACUUUCUAUCAUCCAUCGGUUAUUCUAUUCUUUAAAAAAAAAAAAGCCUUAACCGAAGAACUGUUAGCAGAAAUCUCCCCCCAAAAAAUCACUGUCAAAUGUCUGCAUGAAAUGAGACUACUUUAUUCCAGUGAUCUGUGGUGGUGAAUGUGCGAGCGGGAGAUCAGUGUUUGCGGCUGGAUCAGGGGCGCCGAUACAGUAAUCUUUCCCAAGGCCAAAAAACAUAGUAAUGGCAGCACAAAUAUCAGAAACAGACCAGAUAAAACAGUUUAAAGAAUUUCUGGGCACAUAUAACAAACUUACAGAGCACUGUUUUAUGGACUGUGUAAAGGAUUUCACAACCAGAGAUGUGAAAGCAGAAGAGAUGACUUGUUCAGAACACUGCCUUCAGAAAUAUUUGAAGAUGACCCAAAGAAUAUCUAUGCGGUUCCAAGAGUACCAUAUUCAACAAAAUGAAGCAUUAGCAGCAAAAGCAGGACUAAUUAGCCAACCUCGUAUGUAACAAAGGACCAUUUGAGAGAUAUUGCCCAAAUGGCGGAGUGUUUGCAGUAUUCUUUUUAUUUUCACUUAAGAACAUACAGUACAAUUUGUAAAUGGUAUAUGGAUGGUGGAGGGAGUUCUAGGCAAUGGUUGGGUUGCAGUCAAGUGGUCUGCUUGAUCCUGGAUUGUUUUAAUGUUGUGAGAUGUUCAUGGGACUGGAUUCAUCAGUGCAAAAUGUGGUCUGAUUGUUAGAGUAGAUAGUGAACAAUAAUACCCCAGGUUUACCUCUUGCUAAUAAUUCUUCUCCCAACUGGACUUCUUCAAGAAAAAACUUCUGUAUUGCUUCAACAUCUUUUAAAUCUGGUAACUGGAAUUACAACAUGACUUUGAGAAACAUACAUCCGAACUCUGAUAUUUACUGUAAACUUGAAAAUUGCAUUGUUGUUACAUAAAGAAUCAGCUUGUUUUUACAUUAUAUUUUUACAUUCAUCAGUGGUGAUAACGUUUGAUCGAAUCUUGUCACGUUGCAUUUAACUAAAAUUAAAAUUUGUUUUCACAUUA
Molecule: messenger RNA, 1104 nt
Organism: Amblyraja radiata (thorny skate)
Lineage: Eukaryota; Metazoa; Chordata; Chondrichthyes; Rajiformes; Rajidae
Gene: timm9
Product: translocase of inner mitochondrial membrane 9 homolog
Exons: 5
Coding region: 293-565 (90 amino acids)
Source: RefSeq, a predicted model, not a curated record